Aspergillus chevalieri is the source of this 1230-nucleotide messenger RNA. Its product is annotated as ankyrin repeat domain-containing protein. Lineage: Eukaryota; Fungi; Ascomycota; Eurotiomycetes; Eurotiales; Aspergillaceae. The record is from RefSeq and is a predicted model, not a curated record. Gene Ontology annotation, cellular component: cytoplasm. Gene Ontology annotation, molecular function: protein binding. Bases 1 to 1230 code for a protein of 409 amino acids. The transcript has a single exon.
AUGUGGAGGGCCAUAAAACUGGGAUGUGAGGAAGCCUUGCUGAAUUUCAUUGCUCAGGGGGCCAAUGUGCAGCAAUGCGAGCGAGUGGUCAAGGGGAUGAAUGGAAAUGAGAACAGUUCGGAGUCUGAGAGGGAUCCUGUGGAAGGUUCUGAAACCUCAUCUUCCUCGGAUUUAACUGAAUAUUCGCCAUCAUCGCCAGAAGAAGGGAUGGGACAACAAGAAGAAAUUAAUGCUGGAGAAAAUGACGACGAAGAAGAUGGGGAUGAGGAGGAUGUGGAUAACUCGAGCGAAUUUGAUUCGAGCGAGUACCCUUUGAACGAGUACCAUUCGAUUGAGGAUUAUUCGAGCGAUGACAGUUCGAAUGAAUAUGAUUUGAGUGAGAAUGGCUCCAGUGAGGACGAUUCCAGUGGAGACGAUUAUGGUCCAUCCUUCUUCGGUAGCGACUCGGAGAUGAAGAGGGUGCUGCAGCGUACUCAAAAGGAGCGCCAUCGCUAUUCGUCAUGCAAUUGUUAUCGCGACGAGCCACCUGUCUGCCUGGCUGCGCGCAUCGGCCAUGUGGGAAUCAUGAAGAUUCUCCUUGUGCAUGGCGUCCAUCCAAACACCCGAAACUGGACUUUCAAAACACCGUUGAUGAUCGCGGCCCGGUACGGUCAGACAGCAAUAGUGACUCUCUUACUGAACACCGGUAUCAUAUCACUGAACGCGCAUGACGACCGCCAGCAGUGUGCAUUAUCUCUGGCUGCUCAACAUGGGCACACUGAAGUGGUGAAAACCUUACUGGCUCAUCCGCAGAUUAACCCGGACCCUUGCUCAAAGUAUCUCCGUCGGUACGGCUUGCAGAAUUGCGGUUACCGGGAAGGAUCCCCCUUAAUCCAGGCGAUCCAAGGCCAGCAUCUAGAGAUUGUGCGGUUGUUGCUGAACAAGGGCGUGGAUCCGAGAAUAGGAGAUGAAGACAAUACUUCAGCGCUGUCCUUGGCCGCAGCUGAUGGUAAUCUGGAAAUUGUACGAAUUUUGUUGGAUAAGGGUGCAGCGUUCGACGCCUGGGGGCUCUUGGAUAAGGGCCCUCUUUUUGAAGCCGCGGAAGAGGGUCACGUCGAAGUGGUUCGGCUCCUGUUUGAGAGAGGCGCGGCAGAUCCGUAUCUAGAGGAUGACGAGGGCCAAACGCCGUUGGACGUGGCGAAAGAGUGUGGGCAUACUGCCGUGGUCGAUUACUUCGAGGGUCGAAUCUAA